Molecule: messenger RNA, 2882 nt
Organism: Gadus morhua (Atlantic cod)
Lineage: Eukaryota; Metazoa; Chordata; Actinopteri; Gadiformes; Gadidae
Exons: 12
Coding region: 965-2038 (357 amino acids)
Source: RefSeq, a predicted model, not a curated record
CAUGUCGGCCCAUCUACAUAUUGUACCAUAAUACUAAAUAAAACCAAAUAUUAAUGACCCCCUUCACCCAAGCCUCCACAAGGGCAAGAAAAAAAAAUCGAAUAUAUGAAGUAACGCGCUCACACUAACUAGACUUCUUUAUAUAACUUAACUGCGUGCUGAAUCCAACGUAUCGUAAUAUUAUUUCCUGAAAGAAAGGACAGCACUGUUGCAUUCAAAACUUUUAAACGCCAACAACGGUCGUUUCCCUUUUUCAGCGUGUAAUGGCCGUGAAGAAGCCAUAACACGCUGAAGGGCGCGCGGCCCGAAACGUCCGUUGUUGGCGAUUCAAAGUUUCGAAAGCAACCGAGUGCUGUCCUUGCUUUCAUGAAACCAUAAUACUCAACAACUCCAUUUCUAAAUUACGCUUAAUUUGGAAACAAUUCUGCUGCUUACCUUGCUAUGCCACAUGUAAAUCCCUUGGCUGUCGGGUGCAGCCUGCUGGCAACGACGACUAAUGUGCCCACUGCACAGAAGUGCGCCCCCUCAUUACAAAUGCAUUGAACCGGAACUGAAAUCACACGCAGCCUCUAUUUUUUUAAACCAAUCUGAUCGCAGUUGAUUUAGUACGUCAGGUGUGGCCAUAAUAAGAAUGCAUGUGCUUUUUCAACUUGAAGGGACUUGGGCAAUACCAUUUCAAAUUAUUACAUAACUAAAAACGACAUGUUAUUAAAUGUUAACAUUCAAAUACACAUUCACACAGAAUGCACGGUUUUAAUCCUGUCUGAUAAGCACACUGCAAGCCAUCUCAUAAAUAGUAUAUCUUAGUUUAUUACAGCUGCCUGUAGGACCUUCUACACUUCAAAGUGAAUGUAUUUGUAUAUUAAUCCUGAAAUAGGUCCUUAAUAGGCUAUACAUUAUUAGAAGGGGGAUUCUUCACUUGCAUGUGAAAGGGUUAAAUGCAACUAUUCAUUGUUGUCACACUAUGCCAUCAAAACUAACUUUGUGUUUUUUUUCUUCUUCAUUUGCAUAUUUAUGGGACACUGAAGACCAUUCAAAGCUCACGGCAGAAAAGAUGGCACAGGUGUGGAAGGUCGUCGAAUUCAAAGAUAGGAGCACUACCAUAGUGCCAAGCAGCUGGUUGGAGGAGGCAGGGGAGUCAUGGAAUUGUUUCUGGCCUCCUAGUUCUUACGAUCAUAUCCGCCUCCAGAAGGCAGUCGCGCACCACCUUCCUCCAGGUGCAGCGUGGGACGUGCACGGUGACGUGAGGGUCUUGGUUAGCUGUGAAACAUAUGUUAAGGCAAAGGACUACCUGAAAAAGUCCUUACAGUGCUUAACAUCAGACAUACAGUCAGAGGCUGAAGACCCUAUCAGAAGGAAAAGAAGGAGCCAGCUGGAAGAGCCCAGACCACUAGGGGCCCGCCGCAACACUAUUUUGAAGGUGUGGACACUGAUGACGAGGCACCACCCCCCCCUAAGGAAAACAGCACGACAAUCUGUAGAUGUAGGGCCAGACAUCAAUAGUGAGUGGCUAUUUGGGCCAUCGACCACCCAAAGAGCUCAAUCAAAUAGCAGCCAGAGACUUGAGCUACUACAUCUAGAUACAGUCCAACCAAGCCACCAGCUAUUGCAUGAUAUGGGAAUAUCUAAAGUCGUGGAGCUGCUUUCCAAAGUGCUGGAAGAAAAUAAAUUGAUGAAAGCGGAAAUUACCAACCUGGGGAGUGAAGUGAGGGCGCUUAGGAGAGAGAUGGUGAGGCCGGUAGCACCAGAAGCUGCCGCUUCGUCCAUCAAGCUGCCUCUGAGGACAAUUGAGGAGUUUCAAUUAGCAGAGGCUGUUAUGAGAGAAACCCCCUGCGAAAAACAAAAGAUGAUCUUAACAUUCAGUCUAAUUGGAGGGCACACUGCAGAAGAGGCCGUAAGAAGGAUGUUGCAGAGUAGCCUAACCAAUAACCUGGCGUGUCGCUUCAACUGGGCAGGGAAAGGCUUCAAGGAAGCCUUUAAAAGCCCUGUCCUUAGUGAUGUACUGUUCGCUGCCAGGGACACUGAAGAAGUGGCUUAAAUAUGCACCAGAGAGAGGGAGGUGGAGGGAGGCGAACAAAUGAACGCGAUCAGGCGCCGCAGGAUCCUCGACCAUGAAUGAAUGUGUGUGUGUAAAUAAUAAUUAUAUUCGUUAGAAUAUGUAGGGUUAAUUGGGUUUGGGUUGUUCGUGUUCGGUUAUUACGUUGUGUUGUUCAUUAUUGUCGCCACUGUUGUUGUGUCAUGUUUGUUUGUUGGGUGCUCUAUGUGAGAGGAUUCUAAUAAAAGUAGUCUGCGUCGAGGGGUAUACGGGGCGCAGAACUACAGUUAAAUAAAGCCUGACUGUGCGUUUCUUGGCCGCCGCUACAAUAUGUUUGACAACAAUAGCCUAUGUUCUGUGUAUUCAUAUAUUCAUUAGAGCCUUGAAGGAGAUUCAGUAGCCUUAAAAUCCUAAUUUAAUUGUAGAGUCAUAUCAUGAUGUCCUUUAAAUAAAUCAGUGAGUGAAGAACCAACAUCGACCACAAUAUUCGACCAUAAUCAUUAGUUGAAUAAAGGUUGAAAAGGGAUUGACGUGCCGUCGUCGGUCGCCUUCCAUUCAACGUUGAAUCGACCUGGAACAGUAUGGGCAAACUGCCGUUGAAUCGACCAAAAUUCGACCAUAAUCGUUGAAUAAAGGUUGAAAAGGGAUCAAUGCGCCGUCGUCGUUCGCCUCCCAUUCAACGUUGAAUCGACGGUGGACAGUAUGAGCAAACUGACGUUGAAUCGACGCCCGGUCUCAACGCUGAUUCAACAUGUUUUGGUUGAAAAUGCGGAGGUUGAUUCACCGUUGAUUCAACGCUCUUUUGCUGUCUGGGCCGCUGCCGGGCGAUGGUGCCUCGCGGCAACCG